Messenger RNA from Temnothorax curvispinosus, 1513 nucleotides. RefSeq lists its product as uncharacterized. The record is from RefSeq and is a predicted model, not a curated record. Lineage: Eukaryota; Metazoa; Arthropoda; Insecta; Hymenoptera; Formicidae. The transcript has 5 exons. The coding region runs from base 89 to 1237 and encodes 382 amino acids.
CCGUUAUACCUUAACAGAGCUGGAAAAUCCUUGGUGAAGUAGUCUCGUCGAAGCAACAGGAAGAACAUCGCACAGUUUCGUCAUCUUGAUGAAAAACGACUCAUCGUUUGAAAGUAUCAUGUUCUUUGUGACCUUCUUACUAUUCGUGGGGGUAUUGCACGCGAAACCUAUUGAGUAUGAAGACAUUGCUAAUCUGUUACCAACGGAACCUCAGACUACGAACGAUACAUUGGCCGCUAUUGUGCGGGAUCCGGUGGUGAAAGAUGCUGUGCAAAAUACGGUCGGCAAUGGAUCCUUAGCAGGCUUGGUAGUAAAGAAGAAAGUGUUUGUUGUGCCCGCUACUGAACCUACUAAGGUGGUGUCACAACGCGAACAGAUUCUCGUCGUUCCUAUGACGCAUUUAGAGGAUGUACGGAAAAAUAUAACGGAGGCUGUAAACGCGCCAACUGAGGCAGAUGGUUUGGCACUUACAGAUGCUCAAUCUUUCACCGAAAACAAUGAAAAUGGAUACACAAACUCGGAAGGCAAAGAUAUUUCGUCCUAUGCAUUGCAGAAUGAUAAUUUCUACGAAGCAACCGAGAUAUCUAAAACUACGCACGAGCCGCUCUUUAUCGAUAACAUACCACAAGAAAUUCCAUAUCUCGUGGCAAACCCGAGACAGGAAAUAGUGCCACCGGAAGAUCCAUCCGCAAUAUCGGUACCAAUCAUCGCGUUCCUUGAUCCCGCAAAAAUUUCUAAUGAAAAAAUUGACGUGCCAAUUGCGGGAGUAUUAUCAAGACAAGAUGGAAUGUUGAAGAGUCAACUGGAGAACGGACGUGAUGAAAUUCAACGGAAUGUUCAAAAUUACGUCGAUGAAAGCUCGUGGAGCGUAGAUCUUAAUAACUGGCAACUCAAUUCGUCUUCUUCGAAGAUGGAAGUAUCAUCUUCACCCUACGAGCCGACAAAACAGACCAAGUACGCGAACGAUAUUAAUCCUGAAAAUUCAUUGCCAGUUACAAUGUCUCGUGUUGAUAUUGUAACACCACUCUUUUGGACUUCGGAUGCGGAUAUUAACUAUCCCAAAGAUCCACGCGACAUGGAAGUCGCCGCGGAUAUUGUCUUCAGACCGCUUUUCAGAUAUCGACAAGAGGUACAAAGGAGAUCUUAUAGAAGGCCGGCUUACAGAAGAUACAAUCGUUACGAUUCUUAUCCGAGACGUGAUCGAUAUAGACCACGAUAUUCCGACGAUUAUUAUUAGUUUAUUAUUAUUACUGUAUAAUGGUAGUCAGUGUUCUCAUUAUUAAAUGAUUGAUAAUGUAAGUAAAUAAUAAUCUUGCAUAAUAUUGAUAACAGUGUACAGUUACAAACUAUUAAAUUUACUGUUUACUGCAAUUUUUAUAUUUUUAACUCGAUUUUCUUAGAUCUGUAAAAUUUGAAUGAUAAAAUGCGCUAGACUAAUGUCUGACAAUGAGUUAAUAAAUAAAUUAUAUAAUAUUAAUAAUAUACCGACAUAAUUAUAUAAUUAAGCAAUUAU